AGUUAGCCAACAAACUUGAUUGCCCACCAUGAAUCCAAUCUUCUACGCCCUACUGUUCUGUUUGGUGGCGGGUCUAGCCGUCGCCGAGAAGUCGGACUAUUGUCUGAGUGAGAUCAUCAAGUCCGACGCGAGGAUCCGCUCGCACGGAUAUCCCACGGAGACGCACCAGGUGACCACCGAGGAUGGCUAUGUCCUGACCCUGUUCCGCAUUCCGUACUCCCACAAGCUGAAAAACCAGAACGAGAAACGUCCCCCAGUCCUCCUGCAGCACGGACUGUUCAGCAACUCGGACUGCUGGCUCUCCUCGGGACCGGAUAACUCGCUGGCCUAUCUCCUGGCCGAUGCCGGAUACGAUGUGUGGCUAGGCAAUGCCCGUGGUAACAUUUACUCCCGGGAGAACAACCUCAUCUCGCUGAACAGCCACAAGUUCUGGCACUUUGAUUGGCAUGAGAUCGGUACCAUCGACAUCCCCGCCAUGAUCGACUAUAUCCUGCAAUACACUGGACACAAACAGUUGCACUACUGCGGCCACUCACAGGGAACCACCGUGUACAUUGUGAUGCUCUCCGAGCGACCCGAGUACAAUGCCCUCAUCAAGUCCGGACAUAUGUUGGCCCCAUGUGCCUACUUCGAACACGGAACCUCCUUCAUCUUCAACGCCCUGGGUCCCUUGGUGGGCACACCGGGUGGCAUCUGGAACCAACUGCUGGUGGACACCGAGCUGAUCCCGCACAAUAACCUGGUCAACCGUCUGGUGGACAACAGCUGUCAUAUGGUCAACUCUAUUUGCAACAACGCCUUCAUCAUGUUCGCCAACGGCGGCUACGUUAAUGCCAAUGCGAGCUCCAUGAGUGUCCUGAUUGAGACCCACCCGGCUGGUUCUUCCAGCAACCAAGGCAUCCACUACCUGCAGCUGUGGAAGUCCGGUGAGUUCCGGCAAUACGAUUGGGGCACCAAAAAGAACAAGGAGCUGUACGGCCAGGAAUUGCCCCCUGAUUACGAUCUCACCAAGAUCACCGCCCCCACCCACUCGUACUCCAGCAACAACGAUGCCCUUUGCGGACCCGAGGAUGUUGACACCCUGGUGAAGAACUUCGUUCAUCUGACGGAGGACUACCGUGUGCCCGUCCAGAGCUUCAACCACUUGGACUUUAUCAUUGCAAGGAACAUGAAGGAGCUGGUUAACGAUCCGAUCAUCGAACGUAUUAACUCGUACGAAGGUCGUUAGGAAAAAAACCAAUAAAGAAACCCCGUAAUGCACUCACUUUGAAA
This is a messenger RNA of Drosophila suzukii, 1272 nucleotides long. RefSeq names its product magro (gene mag). Lineage: Eukaryota; Metazoa; Arthropoda; Insecta; Diptera; Drosophilidae. The record is from RefSeq and is a predicted model, not a curated record. Gene Ontology annotation, biological process: lipid metabolic process. Gene Ontology annotation, molecular function: hydrolase activity, acting on ester bonds.